Molecule: messenger RNA, 4230 nt
Organism: Malassezia pachydermatis
Lineage: Eukaryota; Fungi; Basidiomycota; Malasseziomycetes; Malasseziales; Malasseziaceae
Product: thada protein
Exons: 2
Coding region: 1-4230 (1409 amino acids)
Biological process (GO): tRNA methylation
Cellular component (GO): cytosol
Source: RefSeq, a predicted model, not a curated record
AUGUCGACACGCGCGGCAGAGGCGCUUCAGGAGGUGCAGGCGGCCAUCGCCGCAUGGACUGAAGAGCCACCUGUGCCAGCCUCCGACAUACUCGAUGUGCUAGCUUCGGCAUUGGACAUGCUCCAAUCGCCCCAUCCCUGGGAUGGCGCUCGUCGUGGAAGCACACUGGCAUCGGGUGUCGAUGCGCUUCGUGCCUGGUGCCAGCAUGCGCCGCCUCAUAUCGCUAGACUCUCUGACAAACGUGCGUUCUGCACACAUCCCGUGUGGGAGAUAUGCACUACUCGCAUCGAAGGCGUUUUCGCACUGCCACCUUCGUCUGCACUCCAGCGUGUUCGCACGUUGCUCGAUCAGUUGUGGACCAUGUGGGAUCAGGUAGACGAAGUCACGGCCCCCUCAUCCUGGGCCAAGGCAUGGUACCAAGCCCAUGCCUCGCUGAACCAAGGCGUAUCACUUCUUGUCAUGGAUGCCUUACUUACUCACUAUGGCCUCGCCAUUUUAGAGGAGACACCGCGUUGUUUCUUUCAACGUAUUCUCGCCGACAUCCAGGCAGGCCGGGGUCAAGUGAGUCGACGCUCCCACUUAGCAUCGACAUUGAUUGCGGCGACACAACAUACUGAUGCCUGGCUAACAGCAUGGCUACCUGUGCUCGCAUCGAGUCUCUCACACACCGAUGAGCGGGCGGCCGAUAAUGUCAUGGCACAUGUGGUUCACCCUCUUCUUGAUCAAUGGCCGUCUACCUUGGCCCCUCUUUUGGAUGCUCUUGAUGAGCGUGGUGAUUCGUACGCCAUUGUAGCUGUCUUGCAAGCCGCCAAGGUUCGUGAUCUGUGCACGCUAGACGAAAACGCCGCGUCAAACUCCUUGAUCGUUCCAUUGUCGCUCUUGGAAGCAUGCCUAUCGUCAGGUUCACCACGUAUGCAUGUGGCAGCAUUGGCACUGUGUGUGGAUGCCAAGACACCGGCCCAGCCGUUGCAUGCACAUGAGAUCCAUAUCGUCCGUCGCUUUUUUGCCGAAAGCUUGAUGAUGCCUAGCUCGGUAGCGCGGAAAGACAGCAUUGCGUUCUUUGUCAAACUGCUAGUGCGUAUUCGCACGAGCGCAAACAAGUUAUCCAAAGAUGAUGCUCGUCUCCGUGCUAUGCACGGCCUUCUACAGCAUCUCUAUGAUGCGGUUGUGUUUGCGAUGCAUCCAGGCGCACCCUAUCCUUGUAUGAUCCUGGCAACAUCGCUUCUGCUGCUGCUAUUGGAAGCUACCUCACCUAUUUCCACUGUGCCUAUGCAUAUGCAUAGACUUCAUGAUGCUAUGCGGGCGCUGCACAAGGCCCAAAAAACGUUCCCAGCCGCAGCGCUGCCGCCAUUGAUACCCACGCAGCCUGUGAUCCUUCGACUGGUUCACUUGGCCACCGAGAGUACAUACGAUGACAUUCAAGGAACGGCUGUGCUGAUCCUCAUGCGAUUAGCACAGCGCCCCUCUUCUCUUCUUCGCGACGUUUCCUUUUUGACCGAUCAUGUGGUUCUUCCCAGUUGGACACGCCUCCCGGCGAUGAAAGAGUCAGAUGCGUACGCCUCUGUUCAAUUGUUACAGCUUUAUCACAAAGUAUGUCCAGAAGCGCACCACAAAGAUGUACUUUCAUCGCUUGGUGUAUCGCACGAUGCAUCGCUCUCUUGGACGCAAAACUUAAUUGAGGUACAUACCAAGCGAUUAACAGCGUACUUAACGACGACAACCUCGUUGGCCCACGCAUCCACGCACGGUCUUCAUGGCUUCCUUGCUGCGCUAACAUACCUCGUGGCGUGUGAACCGCCCACAGUGCCGCAGCAUCUGUACAAUGUCAUUCUACGUGUGUGGGCCUUUGUCGCGCCUGUCUUACGAGCCGCAUCGGACGAAGGGGCUGAAGAUGUGAGUGAGCUAGAACGAGCCUCCGCUGCGACGGAACAUACCUCUGUCUCCGAGAUGCAGCAAAUUUUAUCGUUCAGUUGGCGAGCUAUUAAAGAAGCGUCGGCCUUGCUGUGUGCCUUGGCGUUGCAUUGCGAUCCAGCUCUCCUCCCAUGGGACGAUAUAAAUGAGACGUUCCUUGCAUGGCUCCUGCAAAUUCGGCACCGUGGUGCCUUUAGCACCGUAUACCCCCACUACCAGACCAUGGCACGAGCGCGUCUGGUCAUGUCGUCCUCGCAGCCCACAGACUGGCUACAUGCUUUGGUGUCGCGUGUUGAGGCGCAUGCGGAUGCAUUUAGCACAACGCGGCGCAGUGCAGGCUUGGGCUAUGCGGUGAUGUCCUUGCUCAGUGCGCAUAGCGGUGCCACCCUGACGCAGGAAACUAAAUGGGUUAUGCAACGUUUUCUUGCUCUUUCGCAUGAUGCAGUGCCUGUGCGCUGCAUCCAUGCUCUGAAUAUAAUUCGUGUACUCAUUAUGGACAGCUCGAUGGCUAGUGCCAUGAAGAUGUAUCAAGCUGAUGCACUUACAAGGGCUGUGGCCUGCUUCUCUUCGCCACAUUGGGGUGUACGGAAUGCUGCAAUGAUGCUGUAUGCAGCAGUGUCGAACCGGUACUUUGGUAUUCACGCCUUUCAAUCGCUCAACGGCCCUACCUUGGACGGCCUUUUGGAUGCCAGCCCUGCGCUGGCGGAGACGUUGAUCACUGCGCUUUGUGAGGGGUCAUGUCAUGUCGCAGUAUCAGAUUUAGCUACCGUGGGGCAUGGCUCCGGCCUGUACGCCAUUUUGCUUCUUCUCUCGCAAUGUCGCGGCCAUGUGUCGUUCCAACGUGAGGACGUAUUGGAGGCGCUUGCGCGUUGCAUGGCAAGUGCCAAUACAUCGGUGCGCACCGCCGCGGCCCAUUGCUACGCCGCGCUCGUACCUGCAGAAGAGCGAUCACGUGUGCUUGCGCACCGCGUUGAGCAGAGUACGACACGCGAUCAAAAUGCGUUGGCAGGCACGCUAGCCUUGGCUCAUGCGUGUGCUCAGCUGUCUGUGCCAUGUGCGAAUGUGCUGCAAGCGAACUGGGUUUGGCUUACAGAUAACCCAUGCCCUGUUACUGUGACUGGUUUCUUGGAGGCCUUGGAAGCGUGUGAAGCAGGGGCGCAGGCAUCGACAUGGCUCCAUGCCUUUUUCCAAGCAAGCUGUGUGCCUACAUCGACCAUGACCCUUCCUCGUGAUCCUUUGGUGGUGUGGCUCUUACCAGUGGCCCUUCGCCUGGCUUUUGCCCACAAGGUAGCGUUGCCGAUGGAAGCAUGGUCAUGCAGUAUGGAUAUGGCUACUGCUCUUAUAAUGUUCAGCAUCCAGGAGCCGGAGCCUGUUCAGGCAUGGUCUCGUGUAGGAUGGACAGACGAAGGUGUACGUUCCACGUUGCUUUCAAUUCUCUUGGACAGCGCCUAUCCUCUGGAUGCACGUAUUGGUGCAGCUACUUUACUGGACCGUAUGGGCGGUGAAUAUGCGGCCCAUAUCCAAGCCAUACUCACCCUGGCCUACGCCACAGAGCAUGUACCGCUUCGUGAGGCCCUCUUACCCUUGCUAGGCCGAGCUUGGGACAGUGAUACGUUGGAAGCGUGUGUAUACUUAUGGGACGCUUGUGCCAAACCAGAUGUGCCCACCGCCUCCCGACUGGGUGUAGCACAAGCCCUUUCUCGUGUACAUACGCCCACUGUUUCCAUGGCUCUUCUUACGUGGCGCCUCCUGCAAGAUGACGAUGCAGACGUGCGUGCUGCUGCAUGUGCGCUCUUCCCUCCGCCACACAUCUCUUCUUCACGAUUUUCUUGCGUGUAUGCCAUGCAUCGCGGUCCACAAUCAUGCAUCGAUAGGCUGUGGGCGACGUGGGCUGACCACCCCACCUUCCACCAGGCUGUGUGGGAUCUGUGGAUGCCUACAACAUCUGUGGAGACAAAAGGCGUGUCGAAGCUCUUUUCAGGCGAGGCCAUGAAUCAGUUCCAGGAUCCAGUGUUGGAUUUGCUUCGUGCUUACGAUGCUUGUGCGAAUGGUCGUAUACCAUGCCCUCCUCACAUGACCUCCCUGCUGACUCCAGAGACGGCGGGCAUCACAGAGGUUCCGACAUCGGCGGAGGCGUACCACGCAGCUUUACAGCGCGUCCUACUGCAGCAGCUAGCGCAGAGGUAUGCAUCGACUACGUCUUCGGCGUGGUCAGAUGCGUCCAUAGAUAAAGCGCUAGCGCUCUUAGGCGUGCCUGCAUGGUCGAUUCCUAAAGAGCCAGCAUCCCAGGAGGCAUCGAAACCUCUUCGUAUAGCGUAA